AUGGUGAGUGGGCAGGUGAUCGCCGUCGGAAAGAUGAAGCUUAGGAUUGGAGAGGCAAUCGGUGAGGGUGCAUAUGCCCGGGUCUACUCGGCCGUCAGCCAGGAUACUGGAGAGGAGGUCGCUGUGAAAGAGAUGCGUUGUGGACAAGGAGCUGGAAUACUUCCGGAUGCGAGCGUACAAAGGGCAAUGUUCGAGGUGAAGGUCAUGCGGCAGCUGACGAAUGCAUCAGAUAGUGGUGGGUUGCGUGUUCCGAGUCUUCUCGACCACCAGAUUUGGGAUCUAUCACCUGCAGAACCUGGUGCAUUCCUCUGCCGUGUCGUCAUGACACGGCGCAACGGCCAAGCCCUGAUCUCAUGGCUUGAGGAGCGCGAGCUUCUUGUGGAGGAUGCCAGGGUUCCCAGUUCUCCUUCGCAGUACUGUACUUCGUUCCUGCAUGCGGCAGCCGCUGCCAGGGAGCUGCUCCGCCAACUUGCACCGACUUUCCGCGAAUUGAACGGCCGCAUCGCUAUGCACCGUGACGUAAAUGCAAGGAACCUUCUAAUCGCCUGCUCUGAAGUUCGACCUGGACCUGGCAAGGCCGGCGUGGCACCCUCUGAGGCCUCGACUUUGGAGGCCCAUUUUGCAGUUGGAAAGGGGGAGAAUGAAGAGACACUUUGGCUCCUUGAGUUCACCUUGCUGGACUUUGGCUCCAGCAUCGACUUCGGUGCCUGGAGCAGCGGCUCUGGGGCGGAGGGCUCCUGGAACUACGAGAACCCGACUGGAGAUGCGAGGUACUGGGGGCCAGCCUCGUGGGUUCGAUUCCUUCACGGAGCGCAGGCCCUGGACGGGAGCCUGGAAAUGCAGUACUCCAGGCAUUUGGACGGCUUUGCCUUGGCCAUCUGUGCUUUGGAGACCCUCGCCAAGCUGCACACUGAACGCUUUCCCAUGGAGGUAAGGCAUGACGGCGACGUGGCCUUUGGCAGGGAGAUGCAGGUGGCUUUCUUGGAUAGCAUCCAGCAGCUCCACAAUGCCUGGUCAGGACCUACUUGGUUUCUGCAGUCUUUGGGGGGCAAGUUGGCGCUUUUUUCUUCCAAGGUCAAGAUACUGGAGAUUCGCAGUAGCCUCCUUCGAGAGCUUGGCGGAGCCAUGUGCCAAGUUGAGGGACUCCCACUGUUUGGGCCCCGUGCGAAUAGCCCAAGUUGUUUUAAAGUGAGCCGGGGCGCCAUGAAUCCCGUUGCUUCUGCAGGUAUUCGCAGCUUGUUUGCCUCGGAGAGCAGCAGAAGGCGACCCAGGCCUGGAAGGACCCCGCAGGCUGCAAGUUGGCUGUGUAGCCCCGACUGCUCUCCUUUCCUGGUCUUCUGCUCUGCUCCUUCAUGCUCCUUCGCUCCUUCGUCUUCAGUGUUCCAGAGCUUCCUACCUGACCUGGCCGCCUGGCCCAUGCGUUGGCUCGAGCUUCGUGGUCUCACGCGUCGCGGCCGCGACGGCGAGGCUGGUGUUGUGGGUUUAGCAGGUUAG
This is a messenger RNA of Symbiodinium necroappetens, 1494 nucleotides long. NCBI's taxonomy places the organism in Eukaryota, Dinophyceae, Suessiales, Symbiodiniaceae. The record is from the annotation of a GenBank genome assembly.